AUGUCCAACCUGUCUGCUUUUGCCUGCGUGACACCCACGCUGCGUGUGGUGCUGCGCGCAGCGCCUCGCGCGGUUAGCGCGACCCAGACGGGCGCUGCGCCCAGCGCUGUGAGCGCAAGGCGGAGCCAUGGUUCGUGGGCCGCGCCGGCGUCCGCGGCAGCUGUCCUGGGGUGCCGCGGGGCAAGACGCGUGUCAAAGCUGCGGCGGCGGGCUGGCGAGGAGGCGGACACCAAGGGCAGCUUCAAGCGAGUGGAUGCUGCGUGGCGGAGCUCCAUCGAGGAAAACGGCCCCUUCAGCCCCGCCUCCGGGCGCUACCACCUAUACGUAGCGCUGGCAUGCCCAUGGGCAGAUGGAGUGCUCGCCGCGCUCUUCAUGAAGGGCCUGGAAGAUUGCAUCGGCUACAGCGUGACACACCCGACCUGGCAGCGCAGCCGCCCGGAGAGGCCUGAGGACCCUCACAUGGGCUGGGCCUUCAGAAAGCCUGGGGACCCCCCGCUGGCCAACGCACUUGGUCAUGGCAGCUUCGAGUGUGACGAUGCGCUGGUGCCAGAUUCGGUCAACGGCGCUCAGUUCGUCCGGGACCUGUAUGAAAAGGCCGGGGACACAGCUGGCAAGUACUCCACGCCAGUGCUUUGGGACAAGGAGGAAGGCACCAUCGUGAACAACGAGUCCAUGGAGAUCCUUCGCAUGCUGAAUAGCAAGUUCAACAAGUGGGCAAAGAAUCCAGACCUGGACUUAUUUCCAGCGAGCCUGGCAACAGAAGCAGACGCCGCAAAUGCCUGGAUCUACCCCAGCAUCAACAAUGGGGUCUACAGGUGUGGAUUUGCGCAAAGCCAGGAGGCUUAUGACAUUGCUGUCGAGGAGCUGUCGGAAGCGCUGGCGAGGGCGGAGGACUUGCUGUCGAAGCAGCGCUUCCUUUGCGGGGACACCUUCACCUUCAUGGACCUGCGGCUCUUCAUGACCUUGGUCCGCUUUGAUGCGGUCUACGUGGUGUACUUCAAGACCAACGUGGGCACCAUCGAGCACGACUACCCCAACCUGCUGGAGUAUUGCAGGGAUGUGUACCAGAUGCCCGGCAUGGCAAAGGCAAUCAAUAUGCGCCACAUCAAGAUGCAUUACUACACAUCCAACGCAGAGAUGAACAAGUUCGGCAUUAUUCCUCGCGGCCGCAAUGUAGAUUUCACUGCUCCUCACAAGCGCCAGAAGCUCCACGGCUUGUUGGCCGCGUCGGUGGCGUCUGCGGCAGCCCUGGGGUGCCGAGGGGCGAAGCGCGCCUCCAAGCUGCGGCGCCGGGCGGACGACGACGCCUACGGGGCCUCCCACACGUCCUUCUACACCGACGCGGUGGCCAAGGACAAGUACGACACCCUGGAGGAAGUUUUGGCCCAAAAGCUGAAGGAUCAGAAGCUGAAGGGCAUGGUGAACGAGCUUCUGGACGCCUGUGUGAAGAUCACUGAGGCUCUUCGCGUCAACCUGGUUACCGUGAACGAUGCCUCCAAUGCUUUUGGAGAUCGCCAGCUCACAGUGGACGUGAUCGCGGACAACCUGCUGUGGGAUUUGGCCAAGUCAUCCAAGUAUGUCUUCGAGGCAUCCUCGGAGGAAGAACCCGAGAUUGUGAAGACUAAUGCGGACGGGCAGUACGUGCUGUGCUGGGAUCCAUUGGACGGUAGCUCCAUUGUGGACAACAACUGGGCUGUGGGCACCAUCGUGGGCGUUUGGGACAAGUCUACUGGUCUGAUUGGCGCAACGGGCCGAGACCAGGUCAUGAGCCUGGUGGCGCUGUAUGGUCCGCGCACGACAGUCUUCAUUACCCUGGAUGAUGGCGUGUACGAGUUCACCCUGGGUGAUGGCAACGAGUGGAUUUGCUCCAGGGAACAGAUCAGCAUCAAGGAGGAGUGCAAGAUCUUCGCCCCGGCAAACAUGCGGGCCGCGCAGGAGGUGGAGGGUUACAACAACCUCAUCCAGCAUUACAUGACCAACAAGUUCACACUGCGCUACACUGGCGGCUUGGUGCCGGAUGUGUGCCAGCAGUUCACCAAGGGCCAGGGCGUGUUCACCAACCCCACCUCCAAGGUCUCCCCUGCGAAGCUGCGCCUCGCCUUCGAGGCAGCUCCCUUCGGGCGCCUGGUGGAGAUGUCAGGCGGCAAGACGUCGGAUGGCGUGAGCGGCAACAGCGUGCUGGACAUGAAGAUCACGGCGGUGGAUCAGCGCACGGCGCUGGCCAUUGGCUCUGCUAAG
This is a messenger RNA of Effrenium voratum, 2238 nucleotides long. The record is from the annotation of a GenBank genome assembly. Lineage: Eukaryota; Dinophyceae; Suessiales; Symbiodiniaceae.